AUAUGGCUGAGGAUAUUUACACCAUGCCCAACAUGGCCAGGAACACACAAGGAGAGAGAGAGGAGAGGAUAGUGGAGAUCUACGCUACCAGUGAGAGCCUCAGAGAUCAACACCAGGACUAUGUGGGGACAGAGGAGUCCUCCAAUACUCUGGGAACAGUAAGCAGUCAGCAGCCGGACCCUGUGAGCCCUCCUCGGUGUCCGAUCAGGGCUGUGGUGGUGCUUCUGGUCCUGCUGUCUGUUGUCCUGCUGGCUGGACUGGUUGGGUUGGCAGUGCAACACAAGACCAUCAUGGAGAAGACCGUAAGCAUGGACAGAGACGUGGAGCUACUUCACCAAAGGCUGAAGAAUAUGACGGAGCAACACAAGACCGUCUUGGAGAAGACCGUAAGCAUGGACAGAGACACUGAGCAACUUCUCCAAAGGCUGAAGAAUGUGACAGAGCAACACAAGACCGUCUUGGAGAAGACCAUUAGCAUGGACAGAGAAAUGCAGCAACUUCUCCAAAGGCAGAAGAAUGUGACAGAGCGGAGAGACUCACUGCUUUGUAAACAGGACUGUGCAGGUGGUUGGUAUAAGUUUGGUUGUAAAUGUUACAGUUUUACUGCAUGGAGCGGAUCCUGGAAUAAGAGUAGGGAGUUCUGUGUUGUCCACGGAGCAGAUCUGGUGGUCGUGGACAGUAAAGAGGAGAUGGACUACAUUAACAGAUGGCUCGGCGGUCACAUCUGGCUCGGAGCGACAGAUGAGGCCAGUGAAGGGAUGUGGAGAUGGGUUGAUGGGACCGUCCUGUCAGCGGCUAGCCCCUCCUGGAGUGGAGGGAAACCUGAUGGUGGCAAGGACAAGAACUGCUUAAAGAGUGUCUGGGAGCGGCCCAACAUUGAAUGGACAGAUGAAAGCUGUGAAGACAACAGAUAUGGGAUUUGUGAAUACAAUUUAAUGAAAUGAUGGAUGAAAACAUUUCUUUGUCUGACUGAUUUGAUUCUUUGACAAUCUUUUAUAUCUUAAUGCCAAUAGACAUUUGUUGUUUUUUCUCAUACUUGUUGAGUUCUGCCAUUCGAUCAGAGCUGUGAUUGGCUGCAAGGUUUUAUAUCUCCUUAAAAGGAGACGACAUGAAGACUUCCCUGGUCACUGCAGGAGCUGUACAUAGAUGCUGCCCAUGUGACAUAAUUUUUUUCAAUGUUGCAACAGUUGCUCUCUGGGUUGGAGGCUGGGGUUAGGUGGUAAAUAGUCACGACAAUCAUUGGCAGGUUUUCAGUUGCUGCAAACCACACUAGUUCUCUAUCUAGGGGUGUAUUUGCUGCCUUGGCCUUUGUCCCCUCAGCUAAUUAGUUAAUUAUUUUUCCGUUGAAAUGUAUCUCAACUUUGUCACCAUGUAGUGUGAUUACUAUAAAACACUUGUUUAUUAAUUAUCUGUUGGUUCUACGGUGUUCAGAGCAACAGUAGACUUGUGUCCUUGUGUCUGAAUCGGCUUGUAGGUUUGCACUAAGUUCUGCGUUACUGAAUGAACACUUUUAAAGGUUCAUAUAUACAUAUGCAUUCUCACACAUAGUCAUUUGUAAAUUGCAUUGAAUCUGUAAAUGUAGUGUCCAUUCAGCUGUGUUUGCUGUAGUGAAUUGUACCUUUUAUUAAAUGUUGAAAAUUAA
Molecule: messenger RNA, 1642 nt
Organism: Gadus morhua (Atlantic cod)
Lineage: Eukaryota; Metazoa; Chordata; Actinopteri; Gadiformes; Gadidae
Product: CD209 antigen-like protein C
Exons: 1
Coding region: 3-944 (313 amino acids)
Source: RefSeq, a predicted model, not a curated record